GGUUGCCUUUGCCAUAAGUUGUGCGGUCUCUGUACUCCCGGAUCCUCGCUCUUUAACAAGGUCUUGAGAAGAAGAUAAAUCUUAUGCUCAGCUUCUUUGGCAUGGGGUCAAAUAACAUAACGCUCCCGGAACAUAACUGCUUGCUGCCACACGCUCUACGCAUCCCUUCGUUGGAGAAACUUGUCGGGAAACGUGUUAUUCUUGCGUCGAACAGUCCUAGACGGAAAGGAAUAUUGCAAACAUUUGGUCUCGCUCCUGAGAUCGUGCCAUCCACCUUUGAUGAAACACUACCUGUCAGCUCGUUCGAGGACAUACACGAAUAUCCUGUGGCUACGGCUACUCAUAAGGCGGUGGAGGUGUAUGAGAAACUAGUACAAGAGCAUCCGGAUGAUGCGCCUGAUCUCGUUAUAGGAGCGGAUACUGUUGUCCUCACUCAUCCUAUGCCUGGCUUAUCCAGUGUGCUGGCAGAAGAUACACCGUUCGGACCGCAGGACUUGCUCGAGAAGCCCGUCUCGAAGGAAGACAACUUACGCAUGCUACUCGAUCUCAAUGGGGGCGUCUGUGAGGUAGUGACGGGUAUUUCUCUAGUCUAUCCCGUCUUGGAGGCUCCUGGAUAUAAUAUCAAGUCGAUAGAGGAGCGUACGCUCGUCCACUUCGCCGAGAAUUCUCGAGAACUUCUACAAUCGUAUGCUGAAAGCGGCGAGGGGCUUGAUCGUGCAGGCGGGUUUGCGAUCCAAGGUUUGGGUGGCAUGCUCGUUCGCAAAGUUGACGGGGACUAUCAUAAUGUCGUUGGGUUCCCGGCCGCAUCAUUUUUCAAGUUUUUGGAUCUGCUGCUUGAGGAGGAGCCAGAUUUUCUCGCAGUCUAGUAAUACUAAUUUGUCGGACAUGUACAGUAGCUUUCCAGAUUUUCUCUCUCGUUUUUGGACGGAAAAGCCAUAUAAGGCGCUAAAGUAUAAGAUUGAAUGUAUCAAGUGUC
This is a messenger RNA of Laetiporus sulphureus 93-53, 976 nucleotides long. RefSeq names its product Maf/Ham1. Lineage: Eukaryota; Fungi; Basidiomycota; Agaricomycetes; Polyporales; Laetiporaceae. Gene Ontology annotation, molecular function: nucleoside triphosphate diphosphatase activity. The coding region runs from base 102 to 866 and encodes 254 amino acids. The transcript is spliced from 7 exons. The record is from RefSeq and is a predicted model, not a curated record.